CAAGCCUAUUUAAAACCAAACAAGAGAAAGUUCCCAAACAUAUAUGUGUCUUGGAUUCUUCAUCUGUAAAACUGCGUUGUUGAGAAGAUAAUAUGAGACUAGGCGCGCAAAACAAUUUGGUAGAGCUAUUAUUUCUAACCCAAAAUAUGUUCGCUGUCAGUAACAGUGCAUUAGUUACGAUUCAUCGAGGGCAGCUUCUGGACUUUCUGUUUGGAAGUCCAGCUGAGGCAAAAGCAGCAGUGCGCUUAAAAACUGGAGCUCGCCACAUUCUGAAAUUCUUUCGGUUCGUGAAAGCAGUAACCUUGGAAACAAGACUGGCACCACCCCUUUCAGUUCUAAAGCUUGGUUUCUCCCGCUUUUCUCCAUUAUGUUUAGGGCAUCGCUAUCUUAUGGUCUUUUUGUUUUUUCUUUCCACAUCAUUAGCACAAAAGAGAAAUUCCCCUUCUACAGAAGCAAGUACAAAACCUUUCUAGUCGCCCCUUUUUGGCUGCAGCUCAUCUACUAUUUUUUUCUAUUCCGCGAUCGGAGCCCCAGACGUCCUCAAAGACAAAAACAUUUUCGCGAGGGCCAGUGUAGGGCAGGAACUCCCUAGGCCUUGAAUCAAGGGAAUCCAGUAGGUAACAACAGAAAGGACUCCGACCCAGGUACCUGAGAAAUCUGAGACCGCCAAAAUUAACACAACACCCUGCACGACACAGAAAACUCUGGGCGGGGAGAGAGAGAGAGAGUGAGAGUGAGAGUGAGAGCGACCGAGCGAGCGAGCGAGCGAGAGAGAACUGGGAGACAGAGAGAAAAGGAGACGAGAGAAAGCAACGUUCUCGCGACAAGAGGGGUGUAGACGGAAACUCGGAAAUGGUCCCCUAGACUACCCGGCCCCAGCCAGUGGGUGGGGCCAGGGUAAAUCCGCCCCCUUCCGGUUUUUUUCCUCGCCUCCCAACAGUGAGGUGUUGGGUUCUGGGGACGCUGGCAGCUAGGUUUUCUCGGUUCCCUUGGGCAGGUGCAGGGUCGGGUUCAAAGCCUCCGGAACGCGUUUUGGCCUGAUUUGAGGAGGGGGGCGGGGAGGGACCUGCGGCUUGCGGCCCCGCCCCCUUCUCCGGCUCGCCGCCGACCGAUAAGCCCGCCUCCUCCCUUGGCCGGCCCUGGGGCCGUGUCCCCCGGGCAACUCCAGCCAAGGCCUGGGCUUCUGCCUGCAGGUGUCUGCGGCGAGGCCGCUAGGGUACAGCCCGAUUUGGCCCCAUGGUGGGUUUCGGGGCCAACCGGCGGGCUGGCCGCCUGCCCUCUCUAGUGCUGGUGGUGCUGCUGGUGGUGAUCGUCGUCCUCGCCUUCAACUACUGGAGCAUCUCCUCCCGCCACGUCCUGCUUCAGGAGGAGGUGGCCGAGCUGCAGGGCCAGGUCCAGCGCACCGAAGUGGCCCGCGGGCGGCUGGAAAAGCGCAAUUCGGACCUCUUGCUGUUGGUGGACACGCACAAGAAACAGAUCGACCAGAAGGAGGCCGACUACGGCCGCCUCAGCAGCCGGCUGCAGGCCAGAGAGGGCCUCGGGAAGAGAUGCGAGGAUGACAAGGUUAAACUACAGAACAACAUAUCGUAUCAGAUGGCAGACAUACAUCAUUUAAAGGAGCAACUUGCCGAGCUUCGUCAGGAGUUUCUUCGACAAGAAGACCAGCUUCAGGACUAUAGGAAGAACAAUACUUACCUUGUGAAGAGGUUAGAAUAUGAAAGUUUUCAGUGUGGACAGCAGAUCAAGGAAUUGAGAGCACAACAUGAAGAAAAUAUUAAAAAGUUAGCAGACCAGUUUUUACAGGAACAAAAGCAAGAGGCCCACAAGAUUCAAUCAAAUGAUGGAAAAGAAUUGGAUAUAAACGAUCAAGUAGUACCUAAAAAUAUUCCAAAAGUAGCUGAGAAUGUUGCAGAUAAGAAUGAAGAACCCUCAAGCAAUCAUAUUCCACAUGGGAAAGAACAAAUCAAAAGAGGUGGUGAUGCAGGGAUGCCUGGAAUAGAAGAGAAUGACCUAGCAAAAGUUGAUGAUCUUCCCCCUGCUUUAAGGAAGCCUCCUAUUUCAGUUUCUCAACAUGAAAGUCAUCAAGCAAUCUCCCAUAUUCCAACUGGACAACCUCUCUCCCCAAAUAUGCCUCCAGAUUCACACGUAAACCACAAUGGAAACCCCGGUACUUCAAAACAGAAUCCUUCCAGUCCUCUUCAGCGUUUAAUUCCAGGCUCAAACUUGGACAGUGAACCUAGAAUUCAAACAGAUAUACUAAAGCAGGCUACCAAGGACAGAGUCAGUGAUUUCCAUAAAUUGAAGCAAAGCCGAUUCUUUGAUGAAAAUGAAUCCCCUGUUGAUCCGCAGCAUGGCUCUAAACUGGCGGAUUAUAAUGGGGAUGAUGGUAACGUAGGUGAGUAUGAGGCAGACAAGCAGGCUGAGCUGGCUUACAAUGAGGAAGAAGAUGGUGAUGGUGGAGAGGAAGACGUCCAAGAUGAUGAAGAACGAGAGCUUCAAAUGGAUCCUGCAGACUAUGGAAAGCAACAUUUCAAUGAUGUCCUUUAAGUCCUAAAGGAAUGCUUCAGAAAACCUAAAGUGCUGUAAAAUGAAAUCAUUCUACUUUGUCCUUUCUGACUUUUGUUGUAAAGAUGAAUUGUAUCAGUUGUAAAGAUACAUUGAGAUAGAAUUAAGGAAAAACUUUAAUGAAGGAAUGUACCCAUGUACAUAUGUGAACUUUUUCAUAUUGUAUUAUCAAGGUAUAGACUUUUUUGGUUAUGAUACAGUUAAGCCAAAAACAGCUAAUCUUUGCAUCUAAAGCAAACUAAUGUAUAUUUCACAUUUUAUUGAGCCGACUUAUUUCCACAAAUAGAUAAACAGGACAAAAUGGUUGUACAGGUUAUAUGUGGCAUAGCAUAACCACAGUAAGAACAGAACAGAUAUUCAGCAGAAAACUUUUUAUACUCUAAUUCUUUUUAAUUUUUUUUUUUGAGAUGGAGUUUUAGUCUUGUUUCCCAGGCUGGAGUGCAAUGGCACAAUCUUGGCUCACUGCAACCUCCGCCUCCUGGGUUCAGUCAAUUCUCCUGCCUCAGCCUCCCAAGUAGCUGGGAUUACAGGCACCCACCACCAUGCCCAGCUAAUUUUUGUAUUUUUAGUAGAGAGUUAAUAAUUGUAUAUUUAAUAAAGACGGGUUUCACCAUGUUGGCCAGGCUGGUCUUAAACUCCUGACCUCAGGUGAUCCUCCUGCCUUGGCCUCCCAAGUGCUGGAACUCCAGGCAUGAGCCAUUGCGCCCAGUCUACACACUAAUUCUUGUUAGCCCAACAGCUGUUCUGUUCUAUCUACCCCUCAUUUCAUGCUCAAGGAGUCAUACCUAGAAUAGUUACACACAAGAGGGAAACUGGAAGCCAAACAAUGUACAGUAUUGUGUACAAAGUCACCUCCCUACUCCUUUUAUUUUACAUGAGUGCUGAUGUGUUUUGGCAGAUGAGCUUUCAGCUGAGGCCUGAUGGAAAUUGAGAUAACCUGCAAAGACAUAAUAAUAUUUAUGAGUUAUAUCUUAGUUCUUGAAAUUGUGGAAUGCAUGAUUGACAAUAUAUUUUUAAUUUUUAUUUUUUCAAGUAAUACCAGUACUGUUUAACUAUAGCCAGAACUGGCUAAAAUUUUUAUAUUUUCAGAGUUGAAGUUGGUGAAGACAUUCAUGAUUUAAACACCAGAUCCUGAAAGGGGUUAAAUCUACUUUGAAAUGAAUCUGCAAUCAGUAUUUCAAAGAUUUUCUGGUAAUUUUAGUGAUCUUAUUUGAUUAGACUUUUCCAGAAGUACUAAAUAAGGAAUUUUAACAGGUUUUUAUUAAAGCACAGAUAAAUAGAAGUACAGUGAGGUCUAUAGCCAUUUUAUUAAAAUAGCUUAAAAGUUUGUAAAAAAAAAUGAAUCUUUGUAAUUACUUAAUAUGUUAGUUAAGAACCCGUCAAGCUUAUAUUUGCUAGACUUACAAAUUAUUUUAAAUGCAUUUAUCUUUUUUGACACUAUUCAUUGAAAUGUGUAAGCUAGCUAAUUCUUGUUUUCUGAUUUAAAGCACUUUUAAAUCUUAUCCUGCCCCCUAAAAACAAAAGGUUUUGAUCACAAGGGGAAAUUUAAGAUUGUUAACCCCGUUUUUCAGAAGGGCUACUGUUAAUUGCACAUAAACAUGAAAUGUGUUUUCCCCUGUGUACUAACAGAUUCUAGGCAAAAUUCAAACUUAUAGUGGUAAAAAAACAGGUUGUUCACUUGUUGAGGUGCAAAAAUUCUUAAGACUUCUGUUUGAAAUUGCUCAGUGACUAGGAAAAGAUGUAGUAGUUUACUAAAAUUGUUUUUCCACCAUAUCAAAUUAAACAAUUCAUGCCUUUAUAGGGUCAGGCCUACAAUGAAUAGGUAUGGUGGUUCACAGAAUUUUAAAAUAGAGUUAAAGGGAAGUGUUGUACAUUUUGGGAGCAUUAGGGUAGGGAGAUGAAUCGAAAAAUACCCCUAGUAAUGCUUUAUAUUUUAAUACUGCAAAAGCUUUACAAAUGGAAACCAUGCAAUUACCUGCCUUAGUUCUUUUGUCAUAAAAACAAUCACUUGGUUGGUUGUAUUGUAGCUAUUACUUAUACAGCAACAUUUCUUCAAUUAGCAGUCUAGACAUUUUAUAAACAGAAAUCUUGGACCAAUUGAUAAUAUUUCUGACUGUAUUAAUAUUUCAGUGCUGUAAAAUACUAUGUGACUCUCUUAAAAAUCUGACAUUUUAGAGUCUGUAUUAGACAUACUGUUUUUAUAAUGUUUUACUUCUGCCUUAAGAUUUAGGUUUUUUAAAUGUAUUUUUGCCCUGAAUUAAGUGUUAAUUUGAUGGAAACUCUGCUUUUAAAAUCAUCAUUUACUGGGUUCUAAUAAAUUAAAAAUUAAACUUG
Molecule: messenger RNA, 4899 nt
Organism: Pongo pygmaeus (Bornean orangutan)
Lineage: Eukaryota; Metazoa; Chordata; Mammalia; Primates; Hominidae
Gene: GOLM2
Product: golgi membrane protein 2
Exons: 10
Coding region: 1237-2547 (436 amino acids)
Source: RefSeq, a predicted model, not a curated record